Molecule: messenger RNA, 1380 nt
Organism: Aspergillus wentii DTO 134E9
Lineage: Eukaryota; Fungi; Ascomycota; Eurotiomycetes; Eurotiales; Aspergillaceae
Gene: cp6
Product: putative carboxypeptidase S1
Exons: 5
Coding region: 1-1380 (459 amino acids)
Biological process (GO): proteolysis
Cellular component (GO): fungal-type vacuole
Molecular function (GO): serine-type carboxypeptidase activity
Source: RefSeq, a predicted model, not a curated record
AUGUGGCUCUCGUUCAAUAAACUGCUGCUUCUUGCCUCGGUGUCAUCAACUACUUCGGCCAGUCCAUCUUUUGUGCCGCGAGAUGGCGUCGACUACACCGUCUACAACCAUGCUGCCACUGGCUCCAAGUUGGAGAUUGUCAAGAACUCUGGCAUCUGUGAGACCACGCCCGGGGUCAACCAGUACUCGGGAUACUUUUCCGUGGGACAAAACAUGAGCAUGUGGUUCUGGUUCUUUGAAUCCCGAAACAACCCCAAGACAGCCCCAUUGGCAGCCUACUUCGAGGGCGGUCCUGGAUGCUCCUCCAUGCUCGGACUGUUCCAGCAAAACGGCCCUUGUCAUUUUGUCAAUAAUAAAACGACGCCCUCUCUGAACGAAUACAGCUGGAACAACUACGCCAACAUGCUGUAUUUCGACCAACCCAUUGGCUCUGGCUUCUCGUAUGGAGAUACAGAUGCUGUGAAUAGCACUGCCACUGCUAGUCCCUAUGUGUGGAACUUUCUGCAGGUGUUUUAUGAAAACUUUCCUGAAUAUGAGAGUCGCGAGUUUGGUCUGACGACCGAGUCAUAUGGCGGCCACUAUGGUCCCGACUUUGUGGACUACAUCCAGCAGCAGAAUGACAAGAUCGACAAGGGCACAGUCAAGGGUGAGAAGAUUGACCUCGUCGCUCUCAUGAUCAACAACGGCUGGUACGAUUCGGCCAUCCAGUCCAAGGCGUAUGUUGACUAUGCCUACGACAACCCCUACCGCCAGCUGAUCAACGAGUCCGAACGAGACUCUUACUACAAUGCCUACUACGCCGAGUGUCUUCCUGCUCUGAAUGCCUGCCAGAUCAAGGGCACGGAUACUGCCUGCAAAAGUGCAUCGUCUGUUUGUGCAGCAGCCAUGUUUAACAAGAUGAUUGCCAAACAAGACUUUAGUGUCUACGAUGUCAGAGCGCCAUUCAAUGAUCCCAAUCCCCCUGCCACUUACGCCACGUAUCUGCAAGAUACAACUAUCCAGAAGGCGAUUGGGGCACGAGUCAAUGCCUUUUCCAGCACCGGAGAUAACUCGCGAUCAACCCUCGCCACUCUCUCCAAGGUUGUUCAAUCCGGAAUCAACGUCCUCAUCUGGGCAGGUGAUGCUGACUGGAUGUGCAACUGGGUUGGCGGUUAUGCCGUCGCCAACAACGUCACCUUCAGUGGUCAAGAUGAUUUCCGCAGCAAGGCUCUUGAGCCAUACACGGUAAAUGGCACCCAGAAGGGCACAUUCAAGAAUGUAGACAACCUUUCUUUCUUGAGGGUGUUUGAAGCCGGACAUGAAACCUCAUUCUAUCAACCCGAGACUGCUCUGCAGGCAUUUACUCAAAUUAUGCAGAAGAAGUCCAUUUCCUCCACUUAG